This is a messenger RNA of Naegleria lovaniensis, 1476 nucleotides long. RefSeq lists its product as uncharacterized. The record is from RefSeq and is a predicted model, not a curated record. The coding region runs from base 1 to 1476 and encodes 491 amino acids. Gene Ontology annotation, biological process: potassium ion import across plasma membrane; regulation of monoatomic ion transmembrane transport. Gene Ontology annotation, molecular function: inward rectifier potassium channel activity. Gene Ontology annotation, cellular component: plasma membrane. Lineage: Eukaryota; Heterolobosea; Eutetramitea; Acrasida; Naegleriidae. The transcript is spliced from 3 exons.
AUGAAGAAAAUUAGAAAAUUUUUCCGAGCAUUGGGCGAUGAAGAUUAUGAAGAUUACGAUGAGAUAGAGGAAGAGAAAAUUGAGUUAGCAACAAAGGCCUCUCCAAUUAUUUCAUCUGGCUCUCAAGAUGGAGAUAGUUCAAAUCCUGUUCAUUUAUCUGCAUUUAAAUUUUGCAUACGAGAUUUGCCCAGACUUAUUUCUAGGAAAAACAAUCACUAUAGAGUGAAGAGAAAGAAUCAACAUAUUAUCAAGAGCAGUUUAGUGGAUAUUACUUCUAUUUAUCAUAUUCUCAUCAGUUGGUCUUGGUGGAAAUUAUUAAUUUUAAUAAUUGUUGCGCAUUUGAUCUUGCAUUUGAUAUUCGCAUUACUGUAUUUUGUAGCAGGAAAGGAUACCAUUGGUGGAUUGAACCCUGAUUUUGAUGAAGGUGAUUAUACUGCAUACGGAUUUUUGCAAUGCUUUUUCUUUUCAGUUCAAACCAUGUUCACCAUCGGAUACGGUGGUCUAUAUCCAAAAUCAAUUUAUGCAAACUCCAUUGUGGUAGUUCAAUCAUUCUUGGGUCUCUUUACAUCAACCAUUGUUGUUACCAUAAGUGUCGCCAAAUUCUCAAGACCUACAAAGCUGAGAAAGAGAAUAUUUUUCAGCAAGAAUGCUGUGAUUAAUCAUGUUGGCUAUUUUUCAACUCAAGAAAUUUAUAAUGAAAUUAGUCAGCGAGGACAAGUGACUAUUCCUCCUCAGCCUUUUAAGGAUACCUUACCAAUGUUUUUAAUAUUUAGAUUUGUUAACACACGAAAAACACAAUUUAUUUCUACAAAAUUCAGAUUAUUGUUAAUCGAAUGGAAAAAUGAAGAUGAAAGAGUGGAAUAUGAAAAAUCACAAACUCAACAUGCCAACGAGCUUUUACAAAAACAACAAGUUAGAGUUCGUAAAAAUCGUACAGCAGGACUUAUUCAACAAUACAUUGAAACCAACACAGGCAACAGACCAUUGCAAAAUGACGACUACAAUGCAUUACAUAUUUCUGAGGAUGCAAUUCUGUAUGGAGGAAGUAACAACAAUACCAGCGAAACUUCGCCCCUUACCAGUUUCUGGAGAAAGAAACCUCAACGAGUUGGAGUGUAUCCUGUGGUUCAUGAGCUUUAUUUCCAGAUUAAUAACCAAACAGGAAAAUGUAUGGAUAUUGAUUUAUCUGCACCCCUGUUGUGCCUUCCAUUUACUGUAGUGCAUCCUAUCACAAGAGAUUCACCAUUGUAUCCAUUAUUGACAAGCGAAAACCAAACCAGUAGAAACACUGAAAUUGUGGCUUGUUUUGAAGCUGUUGAUGAGGCUACCUCGGCCAAUGUGCAAGCACGAUAUUCAUACACCAUGAAUGACAUUCUGUUGGAUCAUGAGUUUACUUCAUGCGUUUUUAGAAACGACCAAGAUGAGCUGGAAAUUGAUUUUGACUCACUGUCUUCGGUUAGGCCAAUAAAGUUGUAA